Molecule: messenger RNA, 2052 nt
Organism: Stomoxys calcitrans (stable fly)
Lineage: Eukaryota; Metazoa; Arthropoda; Insecta; Diptera; Muscidae
Exons: 2
Coding region: 1545-1895 (116 amino acids)
Source: RefSeq, a predicted model, not a curated record
AUGCUUCAAUUGUGAUGGCAUUGGCCAUAUUGCAUCCGAUUGCCCGUCAAAGUCGAAGAAAGAAGUCCACAAGUAAUGAUAGAACAAUGUUCGCAGCUUUCGUAGUGGAACCAUCAACCGAGGAAUGGAAUAUUGACUGCGGUGCUACCAAUCACAUGAUAGCACGACGAGAACAUUUGAACAACUUUUGUGAGUACUCUAGUGAAAUGAAAGCCACAAAUAAUACAACAAUGCAAGCUGUUGGAAAGGGUGACAUAAAGAUGAAUCUAUCAACGCCAAGAGGUAAUGAAUAAAGAUGUCCUCUAUGUUCCAGAUUUGGAAGUGAAUCUUUUGUCUACAAAGAAGAUUGUAUUGCAGAUCAUCAAAAUAGUGUAGUAUUCGAUAGAUCUGGAUGCUGUAUUAUAAAUUCUUCCAAAAAGGUUAUUGGAAUGGCAAAGCAAGUAAACGCGUAUAUGGCAACUGAAAUGUCAACGGAACUUUGGCAUCGAAGAUUUGCACACCUAGGAUCCGAAAAUCUGAAACUUCUAGCCAACGGUUAUGUGAAAGGUGUACAUUUGAGCAAAGAUUCUGUAGAAUCGCGUAUAUCAUGCGCAGAAGGUAAACAACAUCGUCUCAGUUCCCCGUCAGAAGGCGCCAGAGCGUCAAAAGUUUUAGAUCUUAUUCACUCUGACGCAUGUGGUCCUAUGGAAGUGAAGUCCAUGUGUGGAAGUCUUUAUUUUGUGAUGAUUUUACCCAGAAGGUAAGGGUAUAUUGCAUGAAAAACAAAGACGAAGUUGUGGAUCGUUUUUUUGAAUAUAAAACUGAGGUGGAAAAUCAAACAGGGAGUCAAUCAAAAUUUUAAGAGCUGACAACGAAAAGGAGUACAUGAAUAAGAAACUGACUGCUGAGUUAACAAAAAGUGGAACAAUUCAUCAGACUACGAUUCCAUAUACCCCUGAGCAGAUGAACCGAAAUUUGAUGGAAAAUGCACGUGCAAUGUUGUGUGACGCAGGUAUGCCGAAAUCUUUCUGGGCGGAAGCAGAGAAUUGUGCAACCCAUAUCAAAAACCGAUCACCACGCAAAAUAUUACAAAAGACUCUGAAAGAAAUGUGGUCUGGACACAAGCCUAUCGUCAGUUAUUUCAAAAUAUUGGAAUAUACAGCCAUGUGUUAUAGCCCUAAACAAAACCUCGUAAAUUGAUGCAAAAUCGGAAAAGUAUGUAUUUGUCGGAGUGUGUAAUUUUAUUAUAAAAUUAAAGAUAACAAAAUCCAAAGAAAUGGUGAAUUUCCCCUAUAUACGAUUCAAGUGGGGGUACAACCUGUUGACAUCCCUGAUAAUCAAAGCGAUUGUGGUUCAAGCUCAUCAAUCCUAGAAAAUGCGCAUGAAGUGGGGGAAUCUGAAAAAGUUCAAAGCGAACAUAAUGAUGAUGUUCAUGUAGCAAUAGAUUAUGUAGAUAAUCAAGACGUUUCAUCGGAUCCACGCAGAAGUGAGAGACUCGCAGCGAAACACAAAGCUCUAACCGUCAAGAAUGUAGCACAGAUGAGCCAAAAAGCCUUGAAGAUGCCAUGAACAGUUCUGAGAAGCUGAAAUGGAUUGACGCGAUGAAAAACGAGAUAAAAUCUCUUGAAAAGAAUAAUACAUGGAUAUUAGUAGAAAAGCCGCCUAGAGUGAAUGUCAUCAAGACCAAAUGGGUUACCAAAGACAAAAAGGAGCCAGGAGGAUGUGUUUGCAGCUUUUUAAUAACCAGCUUUCAUGCUGUGCCGGAUCGUACAUUUCUCACCAUGCUGAAAAGGGUGCGACUCUUGCUGCAGCAAGAUAAUGAUCCGAAACUAUGUUCGCUCCCCACUACCCUCGUUUAUCUAACACGCUGGAUGAAUGCCUACCAUCUACAACAACGUGAUCAAUUUGGUUACUAACCCCUUGAUCUAGGGACAACCAUGUGGCUUUGAGAAUUUUUAUACUCACCACCAUAGGAUAGGGGUAUAUUUAUUUUAAGGCUCUCUUUUGACAUGUCCGAUUUAGCACAUGCAGAGUUGUACAAGUCGUGUGAUACAAUUGACAUAAACAUAUGAA